Messenger RNA from Sipha flava (yellow sugarcane aphid), 1944 nucleotides. RefSeq names its product cellular tumor antigen p53-like. Bases 187 to 1227 code for a protein of 346 amino acids. The record is from RefSeq and is a predicted model, not a curated record. Gene Ontology annotation, biological process: regulation of transcription by RNA polymerase II; apoptotic process. Gene Ontology annotation, molecular function: RNA polymerase II cis-regulatory region sequence-specific DNA binding; DNA-binding transcription factor activity, RNA polymerase II-specific. Gene Ontology annotation, cellular component: nucleus. The transcript is spliced from 7 exons. NCBI's taxonomy places the organism in Eukaryota, Metazoa, Arthropoda, Insecta, Hemiptera, Aphididae.
UGGAACAAUCCCCUACAAUCCUUAGAAGCUUUAACAUGUCUUAUCGUCAAACUUGUUUCGACUUGAAAUUGCAUGUCAGUACAUGCUUUGCGAAUAUUUCGACUUGCUUAUUCAAACGACUGUUAACCAUUACGAUAAAACUAAUUCAAGACUAUAGAACGGUGUGCUACAUCAUUAAUCAAUUAAAUGGAUGCCAGUAAGUGUGAAAAGUCAGAAUUAAUGGAGGUUAUGGAUAGUGAAGACCCGAAUGCGAAUUGUGAAACUGAAUCACCAUCUGUAAGUGAAGACUCUGAGUCUUGUUAUGAACAUCUUAAACCAACUGGUGUGCAAAUUGGUACUGAUGAUUUUUCAGGAGAAUUCAACUUUGAUUUUUUUUUGGAUCCAACAGAAGUUACAAAAAGGCAUUGGAUGUAUUCUGAAAAAUUAAAUAAAAUAUUUUUGGAUAUGAAUAGAGUUGUACCGAUCCAGUUCCAUUGGAAUUUUUAUGAAACUGAGUUGUUAGGAAUGAAAAAUCUUCAAAUACGUGCUUUACUUAUUUUUGCAACUCCUGAAUUUGAACAAUUGUCCAUCAAACGAUGUCCUAUACACAUUAUACAAGAUAAAUUUUGUGAUAAAAAAAAAAUUGAACAUAUUUUAUGGUGUGAACAAUAUGACAGUAUUUAUGAAGAAGAUCCCAAAAGUCAAAGAUACAGUGUUGUUGUUCAAAUGCACGAUUGUUUUCCCUAUUCAGAAUAUAAGACUUAUAAUAUUAUGUAUAAAUUUAUGUGCAAGUCAAGUUGUUCUAUGAGUCUCAACCGAAGACCAAUUAAUGUUAUCUUUACUCUUGAAACAUCGCAAGGACAAGUAUUGGGAAGAAAAAAAAUUGGUGUAAAGAUAUGCAGUUGUCCAAAAAGGGACAGUAUGAAGGAAGAAGCAUUAGAAAAAAAAAAAACAAUAAAUUCAAUAAAAAUGUUUAAAAAACGUACUUCACAAAUUAGUAAUAAUGAUACUCCAAAGAAAAUGCCCAAAACCAACAAUGAUAAUGAAGAAAAUAAAAGUUAUGAGCUUCCUUUAUUAGCUAUUCCAACUAAAAAGUUAUAUAUUAGUACAUUGGAACUGUUACAUGGGCAUUUUUUGGGAAAUGCAGUCCGUGAAAAUAUGUUAAUUGACUCACAUCCUUUGAUUAGUAUGCUUGCUGAUUUAAUAUCUCAAGUAAAGUCUGAAAGUAAUAAUUAUCUGGUUGUGUAAAAUCUACAAAUACAUUGCAAGUCAUAUUGGGUCGACAACAAGAUAAAGGAGCCACUGAUAUAAAUAAUUUAUUAUUGUUUUGUAUGUAUCUAAAACAAAUUUUGAAUAUUACUUUAAUCAUUGCUUCUUUGAUAAAUGGAAAAACCAUAUUACCACUGAUUACAUUGAUUGCAAUUUAAUGUAAUUUGUGAUAUAAAUUAAUAAAACAGAAAGUAAAAUGCAUUUAAGAGCAGUAUACGUUAGAAUGCAAGUAUUUUUCUUUAGUUGUAAAAAGCAUGGCUUAUAUGUAUUACAAAAACAAUAUCCUAUUUUUGUAAAUUUAUUAUAUUUUACUUUUUAAAUAGAGAAAAUGAUGAUAAAACCAUCGGUGAUACCCAAGCUGUUUGGAACCAAUCAUUACUUUGGGAAACACCACAGCAGUAAUAAUGUUGUUGAAAUUGAUUCCAAAAUAUUCUCCAUACGGUAUUUGUUGAAUAUUUGCCAAGACCAGCAUGUAAGAAAUUUUUUACUUCUGAGGAAACGUCUUUUAGAGUAUUUUGUAAAGUGUUGCAGUAAUAAAUGAGAACUAUUGUUUCUAUUGCAGUUAUCACCAUAAAUGAUUUUAGCUUCAGAUUUCUUUUUGUUGAUGUAAUACUUCUAAGACAAGUCAUUUAUCUUUGUAUUAUAUUUAUUUCAAAUUAAUUUGUUAAUAAAUACAAGAAUAUUUUUGAAUUUUAA